This is a messenger RNA of Vicia faba (fava bean), 720 nucleotides long. Lineage: Eukaryota; Viridiplantae; Streptophyta; Magnoliopsida; Fabales; Fabaceae. The record is from the annotation of a GenBank genome assembly.
AUGGAAAGCACUAUCUUCAAAACUGAGGUAUUCUUUGUUUUCUUUAUGUUGAUGAACUCGGUUUUUGUGAUCUUAGAAGCUCGUCCAUUGAAUAUCAUUGACACAAAAAACUCAGAUACUAGAGAAGAAGUUGUGGAUUCUUUCGGUUGGUUAUCACAUUCUAUUGGAGAAAUCAAGCAAGUUGUUACGGUUGAGACACUUGGAUGGAUUAAGGAUUCGGGUCCAAGUCCGGGAGGGGUGGGACAUAAGUUCACUAACAUAGAUACACUCGGAGGAAUUAAGGAUUCUGGUCCAAGUUCGGGAGGGGUGGGACAUAAAUUCACCAAUAGAGAGAUUCUUGGUGGAAUUAAGGAUUCAGGUCCAAGUUCUGGAGGAGUGGGACAUAAAUUCACUAACAUAGACACACUCGGAGGAAUUAAGGAUUCUGGUCCGAGUUCCGGAGGAGUGGGACAUAAAUUUACUAACAGGGACACUCUUGGUGGAAUUAAAGAUUCGGGUCCAAGUUCGGGAGGGAUCGGCCAUAAAUUCACCAACAGGGAGACUCUUGGUGGAAUUAAGGAUUCGGGUCCGAGUUUCAGAGGAGUGACACAUAAAUUCACCAACAUAGACACACUUGGAGGAAUUAAGAAUUCUAAUCCGAGUUCCAGAGGAGUGGAACAUAAAUUUACCAAUAGGGAGACUCUUGGGGAUUCAAGUCCAUUACUUGUCCAAGGACAUUGA